Molecule: messenger RNA, 4104 nt
Organism: Sus scrofa (pig)
Lineage: Eukaryota; Metazoa; Chordata; Mammalia; Artiodactyla; Suidae
Source: RefSeq, a predicted model, not a curated record
CCUUUUCCGGUCAGUGGGUGGACAUGUCCCUCAGGUUCGUGCUUCCAAGCUCUUUCAGCCGAACUGGUUCCUCCGCGCCCAUCGCCGGGACUUGGGGUUCCCGCCGGGCUGCGGCGAAUUCUCCCGGCUGUGAAUUACCCUCGGAGCGGCCGCUGGGCUCCGCCUUCUGCUCGCCCGACCGGCGGUCGAGCGCAGGCUUGGAGCUGGGAGCGCGGAGGCAACACCCUCGCUCGCACACGGCAACCUGCUCCCUUCGGGGAGGGAUCCUCCGGCUCGCGCUCCCGCUCGCUCGGCCCCGCCGGCUGCCCGGCCGCGGGGAGCAGAGGGGACCGAGCCCUCGGCGCUGCCGGUGAGCAGUCCCGGCGAGAGGAGCGGCAGGAUUACUCAUGCGCUAAUUGCCGGUCAUUAAGUUAAGGAGACGUCCGGAGGGGAGCGCAGACUCCCGGAGGCAGGAGGUGUCUGGGGCCGGCUCCGCCUCGCACGCUGAGCUCGCUCGGCCCGGCCAGGGUUAAGUCUUCGGCUCCCUGCUGCCCGGCUGGCGGCCAGCUGCCUUCAGUGAGAGGCCAGAGUCCCUGCCAGGGAGCCGGGAGGCACGCCGCGGGCCAGGCUGGACCGCAUCGGGCCCCUCCCCCAUCACCGCCUCGAGGAGGAGCAGAAAGUGGGGGGGGGGGUGCGUGGUCGGCGCCCCCAGCCCGGCGCCCGGGUGGGCAGAGAGCCAGAGGGGCUGCGGGACACCGAGAUGGCCGAUGAGAUUGACUGGCUGGACUUGCCCGGCCGGUGGACCUACGGAGUUGACCGCGGUGGGAGAGUCUUCUUCAUCAAUGAUGAGGAAAAGUCAACCAGCUGGGUGCACCCAGGGACGAAAUCACCCAUCCAGAGUGGACACUCCUCCGGCCCAGGUUUGCCCAAUGGCUGGGAGAUGGAUUCCACCCCGGAAGGAGCUGUGUAUUUCAUCAACCAUAAUGAAAGACGGAACACAUUUCUACACCCACUGACUGGCCAGGUCCCAGAGGAAAAUAAAAAAUUCGACUUGAAAAUAUCGGCCUUGGACAUGUCCAAUAAAGCAGGUGGGAAACGCCCGACUACCACCAACAGCGACCUGUCCAACCACAGCAUGGUGUCCGAGGUCCCUCCCGAGCGGCCCAGUGUCCGGGCAACCCGGACAUCCCGCAAGGCCAUUGCUUUUGGCAAGCGCUCACACUCCAUGAAGCGGAACCCCAAUGCUCCCGUCACCAAGGCAGGCUGGCUCUUCAAGCAGGCCAGCUCCGGGGUUAAGCAAUGGAAUAAGCGCUGGUUCGUCCUGGUGGACCGCUGCCUCUUCUACUAUAAAGAUGAGAAGGAGGAGAACAUCCUGGGCAGCAUCCCCCUCCUGAGCUUCCGGGUGGCCGCCGUGCAGCCCUCAGACAACAUCAGCCGGAAACACACCUUUAAGGUGACUGUGUGCUGGGUGGACGAGGCUGGGGCCAGUUCCACGCACUGCCUCUCCCCACAGGCUGAGCAUGCUGGGGUCCGCACCUACUUCUUCAGUGCUGAGAGCCCCGAGGAGCAGGAGGCCUGGAUCCAGGCCAUGGGGGAGGCCGCGCGAGUACAGAUCCCUCCCACUCAGAAGUCGGUGCCCCAAGCUUCACGUCACAACCACGAGAAGCCAGACUCGGAGAACAUCCCUCCCAGCAAACACCAUCACCAGCCACCCCACAACAGCCUCCCCAAGCCUGAACCAGAUGCCAAGACGCGAGGGGAGGGGGACGGCCGAGGCUGCGAGAAAGCAGAGAAGAGGCCUGAGAGGCCCGAAGUGAAGGGCGAGCCGCAGCUCAAAGCCAAUGGCGUCCACGCUGGACCAGAACCAGCCUCAGAGCCAGGCAGCCCUUACCCCGAGGGCCCAAGGGUCCCAGGAGGCGGGGAGCAGCCUGCUCAGCCCAACGGCUGGCCGUAUAGCUCCCCCAGUCGGCCGGGGAGCACGGCUUUCCCGUCCCAGGACUCAGAGAGUGGGGGGCAUCGGCGGAGCUUCCCUCCACGUGCCAAUGCUGACAAAAUCGCGCAGCGCAAGAGCUCCAUGAACCAGCUUCAGCAGUGGGUGAACCUGCGCCGAGGGGUGCCCCCUCCUGAAGACCUGCGGAGUCCCUCUAGGUUCUACCCUGUGUCCCGUAGGGUCCCUGAGUAUUACAGCCCCUACUCCUCCCAGUACCCUGACGAUUACCAGUACUACCCGCCAGGGGUGCGGCCAGACAGCAUCUGCUCGAUGCCCGCCUAUGAUCGGAUCAGCCCGCCCUGGGCCCUGGAGGACAAGCGGCACUCCUUCCGGAACGGAGGCGGCCCUGCCUUCCAGCUGCGUGAGUGGAAGGAGCCUGCAGGCUAUGGGCGGCAGGAUGGCACCGUCUGGAUCCCCAGCCCCUCCCGGCAGCCAGUCUAUUAUGAUGAGCUGGAUGCCGCCUCCGGCUCCCUGCGUCGCCUGUCCUUGCAGCCCCGGUCCCACUCUGUGCCCCGCUCGCCCAGCCAGGGCUCCUACAGCCGCGCCCGCAUUUACUCCCCCGUCCGCUCACCCAGUGCCCGUUUUGAGCGGCUGCCACCUCGCAGCGAGGACAUCUAUGCUGACCCUGCUGCCUAUGUAAUGAGGCGAUCCAUCAGCUCCCCCAAGUAUGAUUACCUGGGAGACAGGCGGCCAGUCCCUGCAGGACUGUUCCCCUACAACUACCCACCAUCCCCCACGGUCCACGAUAAGAUGGAUGAACUUUUAGACCUUCAAUUGCAAAGAAACCUAGAGUAUUUGGAUCAGCAGAUGAGUGAGAGCGAGACUCUCAUCAGUAUGGUGAACCGCAUGGUGGAAAACUCCUCCCCCAGGGCCCAACUCUUCAUGCAAGUCCCUCCGUACCCAGAAGUGUUCCGGGACAGCCUCCACACCUACAAGCUAAACGAGCAGGACACAGAUAAGCUGCUGGGCAAGUUGUGUGAGCAGAAUAAGGUGGUGAGGGAGCAGGACCGGCUGGUGCAGCAGCUCCGGGCUGAGAAGGAGAGCCUGGAAAGUGCCUUGAUGGGGACCCACCAGGAAAUGGAGAUGUUUGGGAGCCAGCCUGCCUACCCCGAGAAGCUGCUGCACAAGAAGGAGUCACUGCAGAACCAGCUCAUCAAUAUCCGGGUGGAGCUGUCUCAGGCGACCACGGCCCUGGCAAACAGCACCCUGGAGUACGAGAGCCUGGAGUCUGAGGUCUCGGCCCUGCACGAUGAGCUCUGGGAGCAGCUCAGCUUGGACCUCCAGAAUGAGGUGCUCAACCGGCAAAUCCAGAAGGAGAUCUGGAGGAUCCAGGAUGUAAUGGAGGGGCUGAGGAAGAAUAACCCAUCCCGGGGCACAGACACGGCCAAGCACAGAGGAGGACUUGGCCCCUCCGCCACCUACAGCUCCAACAGCCCCGCCAGCCCUCUCAGCUCCGCCAGCCUCACCAGCCCCCUGAGCCCCUUUUCGCUGGUGUCUGGCUCUCAGGGGUCCCCCACCAAGCCCGGGUCCAGUGAGGAGCCCGGCCCGCCGAGGCCUCCCCUCCCCAAAGCCUACGUCCCCCUGGAGUCUCCUCCCACCGUGCCUCCACUCCCUAGCGAGAGCCGCUUCUGGCCAUACCCCAACUCCCCUUCCUGGCACCGCAGUGGCGAGACAGCCAGGGGUCAGCCCAAGGCAAGCUACGAGCAAAGCAAGAAAGACCCCCACCAGACAUCACCCCUGGAUGCCACUAGAGACAUCAGCCUUGUGCCCACCAGGCAAGAGGUGGAGGCGGAGAAGCAGGCGUCUCUCAACAAAGUUGGCAUUGUGCCCCCACGGACAAAGUCACCCACUGAUGAAGAAGUGACCCCAUCAAGGGUGCUGAGGAGGAAUGCCAACGGGCUCGCCAAUGGACUCGCCUCCCGGCAGGAACGCCCCAAGAGUGCUGUGUUCCCUGGGAGGGCAAGGUCAAGAUGAGCGUGGAGGAGCAGAUUGACCGCAUGCGGCGGCACAGAGCGGCUCUAUGAAGGACAACGGAGGAGCCUGCAGCUCCCGGCCAGCCCGCUCCCGAGCCCAGCACCCGGCCUGCCUACAAAGUGGUAAUGCUCUUUUAGCCCCAACACUGGCUGCUCCCAGGG